AUUCGCUUCUUUUCCUCGCCCUUUCGUUCUUGACAGUUCAUUGUUCAUACUGUCGUUGGCUAGCCCACUUCUCCCCGCUAUAUUUGAGAGCGCUAGUUCCGCUCAGAUACGUUUUCAGACACCAGUCCAUCGUUCCCAGUUCCACCUCAAUUUGAAAACAGAGCACCCCUUCAAUAUGAAGACCACCGUUCAAUUUUUGGCCCUCGCCGCCGGCGUGACGGCAACAUUUAACCUGGCUCCUCCCUUCACCUGCCCGGCCAAUAUUGACAACAAGUGUACCGAUCUGCAGAAGGGCGGAUUCAGUUGGGACGACCUCGAUUUCGGCGACUUCUUCAGCUACCGUGAUUUCAGCUUCAGCGGUUGGAAGUGUGAGGAUGACGGUGACAGGGUCGGCGGCCGGUUUGCUCCCCGCACCUUCAGGAAGGUCAUUGGUGGCACAUGCCAUUCGGACAAGAAGAAGUCGCCAUCCUUCGGCUGUGGCGCUGCCGUCGACAAGUUCUCUCUGGGCUCCAUCGUCGUCAAGCCCGAGUUCGACUGCGAUCUCGAGUUCCACUACGACAUGCCUGAUGGCUCGACCUGCAAGCACCGGAGCUUCUGCCGCAAGUCUGGUACCACUGUGGUCAACCGCCAGUGCGGCGGUGCCAAGAACGUCACCAUCGUCUACCCUCCCCAGCCCAACAAGCCCAAGCCCAGCUGCAGCAUCAAGGUGCCCACCAUCUCCUUCGACUGCAGCACUGCUUCCAGCACGAAGCCCCCCAAGACCAAGACCAGCAAGCCUGCCACUACCGCUACGCCUCCCGUCACGACUACUAGCACUGAGGUGAAGGAGUCGUCGACCAUCAGCUCUGUCAAGCCUAGCAGCAACCCCCCCGCCGUGACCAGCACCACCUCUGUCAGCCCGGGAGGUAGCAGCUCCGAGGUCUCCAGCGCCACCAUCACCAUUGGAAGCAGCAGCAGCAGCAGCUCCGUUAGCGAAGUCAGCAGCAUAACUGUGUCUUCUUUGGAUAGCAGCAGCAGCAUUGUCUCCGAGGGCACCACCACUACUGCCUCGGUGGCGCCGAGCCAGGAGACCAGCGCCAGCCCCAGCACCAGCGUGGUGGUCCCCAGCGGCAGCGGCAGCGGCAGCAGCAGCAUCGAGGUUCCUGCUACCAGCUCUCCCGUCACCAAGACGAUCACGACCAGCUACGUCAGCACCUCGACCAUCUUCACGACCAGCACCUCGACUAUCACGUCGUGCGCGCCUACUGUUACCAACUGCCCGGCCAGCUCGGUGGUCACUACGGUCGUCACCAUUGCCGUUUCCACCACCGUUUGUCCGGUCACCGAGACUCUAACCACCGUCGAGAGCAGCUCUGUUCCCAGCUCGGCUGUUGUUGUUCCCAGCUCGGCAGUCACCGUUGCUCCCGGGGCCUCGACCACGUCUACCCAGGUCGCUGGCGGCUCCAGCAGUGUUGUCAGCUCCGCCAAGCCUAUCGAGACCCUCCCCUGCCCUAGCGUCGUCCCGUCUUGCCUGAACACUUUCCUGUUCACCGUCGGCUGCGCCGACAACACCGACGCCGAGUGCUACUGCCCGGAUGCCACCUUCGUCAAGAACAUUUACGACUGCCUGUACGCCCACGGUGAGACCGACGCCAUCAUUGCCGAGGCUGUCGCCUACUUCCAGGGCAUCUGCGGCAAGUGGGUCAAUGAGAACCCUGCCAUCGCGACCGAUGCCACGGUCACUACCUACAUCAGCGUCACCGCCGCGCCUACUGUUGCGCCCGUCUACACCACCGUCACCGUGGACGUGACCACCGUGGUGCCCUGCACCGACGAAGCCGGCGAGGUCAUCCCGAGCUCCAGCACCACCGCCACCGUCAGCACCACCUUGACGGUGCCCCAGGUCGGCUUCACCACCGGCUCGUCCGGCAGCGUCGACGUCAUCCCCGUCACCGCCGCUCCCAUCGUCACUGGCACCACCCCGGGCGGCAGCGGCCCCGGCGGCGUCAUCACCACGUCCAGCGGUACCGCCGUCGCCGUUCCCACCGGCACCGGCUCGCUGCGUCCCAGCACCACCACCACCGGCAGGCCGGUCGUCACGGCCGCCGGUGGCCGCGUCGACGCCAGCUUCGGUCUGGCCGCCGCUGUGGCCUUGGUCGCUGCCUUUGCGCUCUAAGACGAGCCCGGUGUCUCUUUUCCAUGUCCAAAAGAUG
Parathielavia appendiculata is the source of this 2192-nucleotide messenger RNA. RefSeq lists its product as uncharacterized. NCBI's taxonomy places the organism in Eukaryota, Fungi, Ascomycota, Sordariomycetes, Sordariales, Chaetomiaceae. The transcript is spliced from 2 exons. The record is from RefSeq and is a predicted model, not a curated record. Bases 176 to 2155 code for a protein of 659 amino acids.